Messenger RNA from Carlito syrichta (Philippine tarsier), 737 nucleotides. RefSeq names its product decaprenyl-diphosphate synthase subunit 1. The annotation marks the transcript as partial. The record is from RefSeq and is a predicted model, not a curated record. Gene Ontology annotation, cellular component: mitochondrion; transferase complex. The transcript is spliced from 4 exons. Lineage: Eukaryota; Metazoa; Chordata; Mammalia; Primates; Tarsiidae. Gene Ontology annotation, molecular function: prenyltransferase activity. Gene Ontology annotation, biological process: ubiquinone biosynthetic process; isoprenoid biosynthetic process.
GUUUCUGUUCUAGGAUGCCCGGAUCCAGUGGUGCAUGAGAUUGCCUAUCAGUACGGGAAAAAUGUAGGAAUAGCUUUUCAGCUAAUAGAUGAUGUCUUAGACUUCACCUCGUGUUCUGACCAGAUGGGCAAACCAACAUCAGCUGAUCUGAAGCUUGGGUUAGCCACUGGCCCCGUCUUAUUUGCUUGUCAGCAGUUCCCAGAAAUGAAUGCCAUGAUAAUGAGGCGGUUCAAUUUGCCCGGAGAUGUGGACAGAGCUCGACAGUAUGUACUACAGAGUGAUGGUGUACAACAAACAACCUACCUCGCCCAGCGCUACUGCCAGGAAGCAAUAAGAGAGAUCAGUAAACUUCGAGCAUCCCCAGAAAGAGAUGCCCUCAUUCAGCUUUCAGAAAUUGUACUCACAAGAGAUAAAUGACAAUUCUUCCUGUUCUUUCUGGCAGCUAUUGUACCAGACUGUGCCUAAAUAAUUUUGUGGAAUAUACUUUGUUUGCUUCAUGUGCAGAUAACCAAAAAUCAUUUUAAAAAAUAGUAUGAACCUUAUGGACGGGCAAUUUUUUUAAUGAAAAAGUUUUUUUCAGAAAACUUUUUAAAUGUAAUUCAACGAUCUGAAUCUGUCAUUCUAGUCCUAUAAAUUCUAAUCGAGGUAUCUUGAUGGUUAUAUGUGGUAUCGUUUACACUGUUAAUAUCCACAUGUAAAGCCAUUAUACAAAUAAAUGAUCAAUGUUAAAAUUUAAA